AGAAAAUGAAUGAAUUUAGUUUUAAGCAUAUUAAGAUAUCAUUAGGAUAUCCAAUUUAAAAUGUUUAAUAGAAAUUUGGCAAUGUGGAUCUGAAGCUCAGGAAAGAGAAUGGAUUUAAAUAUAUAGAUGUGGCAGACAUCUUCAUUAAUAGUAAUUAAUGCCCUUAGUGAUGAUGAGGUUACCAAGAGAGCAUAUGCAGAAGAGGGAAUAAAAGAAGGGCCAAAUCAAUGGGUAUCAAUGGUCAGACUGUGGAAGAUUUUUGUUAAAUAUAAAGAAGCAUUUUCUAACAUUUAGAGUUGCCGAUAAAUACAAAGGCUUCCUGGUGUUAUAGUGUACUGCUUACAUUGGAUGUGUUCAAUAACUCCUUUUGAGAGCACCAUUUAAUAUUUGUGUAAGAAAUUGAAUUUUAAUGAUCCCCCUAAUAGUGGAUUCUAUGAUUCUUUAGGUUACAGUCUUCUACUCAAUAUCUCAUUAUUCUUUUAAAAAAAAACAUGAGUGACAUCAACAAGACCUGGGUGACAGAAUUCUUCUUUCUAGGACUUUCUGAUGAUCUUCAAAUUCAGCUACUUCUCUUCAUACUCUUCCUGAUAGUCUACAUGGUUACUGUGCUUGGAAACCUGCUUCUCAUCUCCCUGGUUCUGAUUGACUCACAACUCCAUACAUCCAUGUACUUUUUCCUUUGCAACUUGUCUUUGGCUGACCUGUGCUUUUCUACUUGUAUUGUUCCCCAAGUUCUUGCCCACAUGUUAUACAGAAGAAAGGUCAUUUCCUUCACAGGCUGUGCAGCUCAGCUUCUUUUCUCCCUCUUUUUAGGAUGUACAGAGUGUGCACUCUUAGCUGUGAUGUCCUAUGACAGGUACUUGGCAAUCUGUGACCCCAUGCACUACCCUAUCAUCAUGACAUCGAGGUUAUGUGGCCACUUGGCCUUGGGUUGCUGGGUCAGUGGUAUUCUAGUGGCUUUGGUUGACACCACAUUCACAUUGCGACUCCCCUACCAAGGAGAUAAUAGAAUUGCUCAUUUCUUUUGUGAGUCUCCAGCCCUCUUAGCCUUGGCUUCUGCAGACACCCACAGCUCAAAGAUGGCCAUUUUCUUAAUGGGUGUUGUGAUUCUUCUAGCACCUGUGUCUCUGAUUCUGGCAUCCUAUGGCUCCAUUAUAGUGACUGUGAUCAGGAUGAAGACAACCUCAGGGAGACGUAAGGCAUUCUCCACUUGUGGCUCCCACCUCCUUGUGGUCAUUAUUUUUUAUGGGUCAGCCAUCAUUAACUAUAUGACACUUAAACCCUCAAAAGAGCAGGCAAAAGUGGUGUCUGUAUUUUAUACUGUGAUAAACCCCAUGCUUAAUCCCCUCAUUUACAGCCUGAGGAAUAAGGAUGUGAAUAAGGCACUUAGAAACAUUGCCAAAAAAAGGAAAUGCUUCAUAUCCUGAUUGUGUCACUGUCAUUCAUUAUAGCACUGUUUCUUCACUCCAGAGACUGCAAUAGCACUCCCGAUCCUAUUAAAAAAUUGCCUUUCCAUUAUUCUUAGCAUAUAUGAAUACAUGUUUAUAUUGCUUUAUAGUGAUUUCUAGAAUGUUUAUGUGUUGUAUACCAAUAAUAUGUCUCAGGCACAGAGAGAGGUGUGAUAUGAUACAUCUAUCACUCUGUAGAGCUAGAUGAGAACACUACUAAUAUGGAAGGUUUUAGAAAAACAGUUUUAGUAAUGUGGAAUUAACAUAAGAGACAGUUCUGCUCUAGACUUUGGGAAAUACACUCAGGCAUGGUAUAAUGUUUCUUGGGAACAAAAGAAGGAGUAGGAAGAGGAGGAGAAGGAAGAGAUAGUAGAUAAACAGGAAAAAUAGGAAAAAAUAGGAUGGAGGCAAAUACACAUUUAGUAAUCAUAACUCUGAAUAUGAAUGGCAUGAAUUCCCCUAUAAAAUGUAAACAGAUAACAAAGUGAAUUAAAAACUGGAAUCUUAUAAUAUUAUGCUUGCAAGAAACAUUUGAAGCAAAGGGAAACAUAUAGAGUAAAGGAAAGGGGC
This is a messenger RNA of Monodelphis domestica (gray short-tailed opossum), 2018 nucleotides long. RefSeq names its product olfactory receptor 2D2-like. The record is from RefSeq and is a predicted model, not a curated record. Gene Ontology annotation, cellular component: membrane. Gene Ontology annotation, biological process: G protein-coupled receptor signaling pathway. Gene Ontology annotation, molecular function: olfactory receptor activity; G protein-coupled receptor activity. Lineage: Eukaryota; Metazoa; Chordata; Mammalia; Didelphimorphia; Didelphidae.